Molecule: messenger RNA, 960 nt
Organism: Paraglomus occultum
Lineage: Eukaryota; Fungi; Glomeromycota; Glomeromycetes; Paraglomerales; Paraglomeraceae
Source: the annotation of a GenBank genome assembly
AUGCGCAUUCAAAUACCAUUCCACAAGACAUCUGUUUUUUCAUCAAAUCCUUCUAAAAUAAGACUCACAAAUUCUGUGAAUGUGCUUAAAGAGUUUUUGGAAGCAGCAGAAGGCCGUGUACUGGUUUUGACAGGUGCAGGAAUAAGCACCGACUCUGGAAUACCAGAUUACCGUGGACCAAACGGUACAUAUACGACUAAUAAAACAUACAGACCAAUAUUUUAUCACGAAUUUGUCCAACAUCACCGCUUUCGACAGCGAUACUGGGCUCGUUCGUAUUUUGGUUUUCCAUCUAUUGCCAAAGCGCUUCCAAACAGUGCUCACUACGCGCUUACCACUCUACAGAAUCAGAACCUAAUUUCCAAGAUAAUAACUCAGAAUGUUGAUGGGCUACAUCAUGCUAGUGGAUCUCGUAACAUUCUUGAAUUACAUGGAACGUUGCACGAGGUCAAAUGUCUACAAUGUGGAUAUACAAGAAAAAGGACAGACUUUCAGAGUACAUUGGCGAAAUUGAAUACAGCAUGGACAACAUAUAAAAGGGCUUUUGAACAAGAUGGUUUAACGCCGAAAGUAAAUCCGGAUGGUGACGUUGAGCCGCCUGAAGGUACAAGCUAUGACUUGUUUAUCUACCCACCAUGCGAUAAUUGUAAAACAGGGAUAUACAAACCAAGCGUUGUAUUUUUUGGAGAGAAUAUUCAUCCACGAGUAAAACAAUAUGCUGACCAGAUGAUACAAGAGUGCAAUGCAUUGUUGAUAGUUGGCAGUUCAUUGGCAACCUAUAGUGCAUUCAGGUUGGUCAAGACGGUAAAAGAAAUGGGGAAGCCUGUGGGGAUCGUAAAUUUAAGGAGUACACGAGGGGAUGAUUUGGCAGACUUUAAGAUAGAAGAGAAAUGUAGUGAUUUAUUCAGAAGAGUGCUUAAUGGAGACAAGAAGAUUGAUAGAAAGCAUGCAAGUAGGUGA